Aquila chrysaetos chrysaetos is the source of this 1221-nucleotide messenger RNA. RefSeq names its product proteasome assembly chaperone 2 (gene PSMG2). NCBI's taxonomy places the organism in Eukaryota, Metazoa, Chordata, Aves, Accipitriformes, Accipitridae. The record is from RefSeq and is a predicted model, not a curated record. Gene Ontology annotation, biological process: proteasome assembly. The coding region runs from base 86 to 895 and encodes 269 amino acids. Gene Ontology annotation, cellular component: nucleus; cytosol. The transcript has 7 exons.
GGCGCGAGGCGGGCGCUGACGGCCGUUCGCCACCCCCCCGCCCCGCUGAGGAGAGCGGCGCAGCGCCCGUUCCUUCGCGGCCGGCAUGUUUGUUCCUUGCGACCGUGGAGGCGGCGGCUCCGCCGGCUCCGACUUUAAAGGCUUCACUCUGCUCAUGCCAGCAGUGUCGGUGGGAAAUGUUGGUCAACUGGCAAUAGAUCUAGUGAUUUCCACGCUUGACAUGACUAAAGUUGGUUACUUUUACACUGAUUGCCUGGUGCCAAUGGUUGGAAAUAAUCCAUAUGCAACAGCAGAAGAAAAUUCAAUGGAGCUGAGUAUAAAUGCUGAAGUGUAUUCGUUACCUUCAAAGAAACUUGUAGUUCUGCAGAUCAGAUCACCUUUUAUAAAGAACAAGUACAGGCCAUUCUGUCAAACACUGCUUUCUUGGGUGAAAAGCAGCAAAUGUGCCAGAAUUGUUCUUCUGUCUAGCAGCCAUGCAUACCAGCGCGAUGAUGAGCAACUGCUUGGGACACCACUACGCUACCUACUUACACCUGAUCUUGAGAAAGCAGUUGGAGGCCUUAUGCAGGAGCUAAGCUGGAAAGAAAUGGAAAAAGUGGCAGCUUACCCUGGAAUAAAUGAUACAGAAAAAGUUCUACAUAUUCCUGGAGGUGGCAUCACAAAACUGUUAUUUACUGAGAGCUGUUCAAAAGGAAUCCAAAUGGCAGUUCUUCUGAAAUUCUGCUCAGAAGGGGACAACAUCCCUGAUGCAUUUGCUCUUGUUAGCUAUCUUAAUGAAUGGCUCCAGCUAAUUAAAAGUGAAAGCAACAAUUCCACAGAUAGUUCUUCACAAUGGAAAAUACCAAGUUCUUGGCGCUUACUUUUUGGCAACGGUCUUCCACCUGCACUCUUCUGAUCAGUUUUGAAUUCUUCUGUAAGUCACACGUGCAGUCUGAAACAUCCCUUGAGAAGGUGAUUACAUAGUCAUUGCCAAGCAACAGCAGCUUAAUUUGUUGUGUACAUAAAUUCUUUAUUUAAGAAAAAUUUCUUUCACAGAUGUGGGUAGCUAAAGAAAUUAAGGUAACUUUCACAAAUUGACCAAAGAAAUAUGUUUUGUACAGUUGUUUAGUGAAUAACUUUGGUUGAAAUUUUUUCUAAUAAAAUAUUUUUUAAAAAACCUUUUUCUUUGGUUAAGUGUUAUUGCUAAGGAAAAGCCUAUGGCGCACCUUCUUGAUGUAGCUG